Caenorhabditis elegans is the source of this 4216-nucleotide messenger RNA. RefSeq names its product MutS protein homolog 5 (gene msh-5). Gene Ontology annotation, molecular function: ATP-dependent DNA damage sensor activity; ATP binding; mismatched DNA binding. The coding region runs from base 1 to 4110 and encodes 1369 amino acids. The record is from RefSeq and is marked reviewed. The transcript has 20 exons. Lineage: Eukaryota; Metazoa; Nematoda; Chromadorea; Rhabditida; Rhabditidae. Gene Ontology annotation, biological process: mismatch repair; meiosis I. Gene Ontology annotation, cellular component: chromosome.
AUGUCCACUCGAUGGAGAUAUUACAAUUCAAAACGCGGGAAUGGAUUCCGCGGUCGAGGCAGAGGCCGAGGUCGCGGUACAAGCUUGACCGCCGUCGCCUUACCCCGUGAUGAUAAUUUUCACAAGGGAGCUCAGGAUGGCGCUUAUUUCAAAGACAUGCCGAUGGAUCCGGAGCAAUUUCGGGAUGAAACGGUGCUCAGUCUUUCUUUUGCUCAAGGAAUGCUCGGAGCUGCCUACUACGAGCAAUCAAGCCAGUUGUUGAAGAUCAUGAACGAUAUUUCAGAAGAUCUUGAAUUUAGAUUCUUGAAGAGAUUGAUAGACGAUGUGAAGCCGACGCUAAUAAUCGCAAAUAGAAGCCAGGAUCUCGAAUUUAUCAAAUUUUUGACCACGCGGUAUGAUCCACAGGAAAAAAUCUAUGAAGACGGGACUACAGAAGAAGGAACAUCAGAGGAUACGGUUCCGACAUGGGAUUCUUCGCUAGCUUAUUCUACUGACGAGACAACGGCGGAAAAAGAAGAAAAAGAAGAAGACGAAGAUGAUGAUGACGAAGGAUUACCGGCGAAGCUUAAUAAGCUCCCGAACAACUUUUUCAGAAUGUCGCGAGCUAUAGAAAGAUUAAAGGCGAUGGCCGGGUCCCAUGACAGUUCGAUGACGGAAGAGGACAAGUACAUUAUCAUCAAGAUGAGAUUUGAUAUUGAAGCUGUUAAUAUGAUAAGAUCAUUUGGAGCACUUCUUCUUUUCCUCGAUGAAACUAGGAUGGGCGUGACAGACGAUCCUUUGUCAGUCACUUCACCUAUCAAAUCUAUCAAGACAUUUACAUUAGGAAACCUGGUAGAAAUCGAUUUCAACACAAUUCAGGCGCUGGAUAUUCUGCCAAAGGAAACCGAGAAUAAGAAGACUUUCGGACAAGGUAGAUCACUUUAUCAGUUGAUGGAUAAAUGUAGAUCAACCGUUGGAAAAAAGUGCCUUCGAAAAUGGUUUAGAAAUCCGACUACGGAUAGAGAUGAUCUUGUGUCAAGACAAAAAUGUGUGCACUACUUCAAACAGGACUGGAACGCCGAAGUGACCGCUAAGUUAUCAUCAAUUCUUGGAAGAGUGAAGGCUCUGAACAGUGUAUUCCAAAAAUUUCAAAGUGGAACAGCUCAGCUCAUUCAUUGGGAGUGCUUCGUAUCGACAGUCAACGCGCUUGUUGAAAUCUUGAAUAUUAUCAGGCAGACACCGAUUUCGAAGGAGUUUCCUGUAGAAUCAGAUCUUCUCCGAGAAGUCUCUGAAAUUGCAGUCAUCGCGGGCUCCAUUAUCAACUUCGCAGAGUCGAAGAUUCAAGGAAGAGUGACAGUGAUGAAUGGAAUCGAUGAAGAAUUGGAUGAAAUACGCGACACAUAUGAGAACAUGCCAAUGGUGCUCACUGCAAUUGCUAAACAGGAAGAAGCUCGACUUGGUCUACCACCGUACUCUAAUGUGGCGUGUGUCUACAUACCACUCGUCGGAUUUGUUCUUUCAGUUCCAAGAGAUUACGGUGUGGAAUCACAGCCUGACAUGACUCUACUAUACUCCACACACGAAGACUUACGAGUGAGAAAUGCCACAACAUCAAGAUUAGACGACGAAUUUGGAGAUAUUCUAAUGAGAUUAAUCGACAGCCAGACUGCAAUCAUUCUCACUUUGAAGACAAGAGUGAUGAAGAAAAAGCGAAGUAUCAUUAAACUUCUCUCUAUUGCUUCUAGAAUCGAUGUGCUCAUUUCGUUCGGCCUAAUUGCUGCACAAAACGGAUGGAAUUGUCCUGCUCUUGUAGAUGAGCCCGUGAUUGAAGCCGUCGAGCUAUAUCAUCCGAUUAGUGUUCUAGUUGUCAAGAAGAGUUUCGUACCGAAUCAAGUUAGUAGUGGUCGAGAUGGAAUUAAAGCAAGCAUUAUAACAGGACCAAAUGCAUGUGGAAAGAGUGUCUACAUGAAAUCAAUUGGAAUCAUGGUUUUUCUGUCUCAUAUUGGAAGUUUCGUGCCAGCUAGACAUGCGAAAAUAGGAAUAGUCGAUCGAAUUGUUACCAGAAUGUUUACUGUGGAUUCAGUUCUCGAUGGGAUGUCUACAUUUGCAAAAGACGUAGAACAAGUUGCGUUGGCAUUGAGGAAAGCUACUGGCAACUCAUUGGUUAUCAUUGAUGAGUUUGGAAAAGGAACAAUGACAGAAGUUGGACUUUCUCUUUUGGCAUCUGUCAUGACUUAUUGGAUGAAUAGGGGAGCUGAUCGAUGCCCUCAUAUAUUCCUAUCGUCACAUUUCCACGCGCUUCCAAAUUAUAUUCCUCUUGAAACUAACAUUGCAACUUUCUUGACGUUCACAGUUCUCCGUGAAGCUGGUGGCAAGAUCAAAUACCUUUUCCGUAUGACUCCUGGCUUGGUUGAUUGCUCGUUCGCACUGUCGGUUGCUAAAGAGGAAGGAAUUCCGCCACCUGUAAUUGGAAGAGCUUGUCGAAUUUAUAAAGCAUUAAAAGCUGGAACUCUACUCAAAGAAAUUAAGGCAGAAGUUUCGAAUGACAAUGAAAAACAGCUUGUGGAAGACAUGGAUGUUGUUCUUGCUGAUGAAGAUGGUUUCAUGGCCGCAGUAGAAUCAUUUGUGAAAAGAAAGAAAACAUCAUUUUGCGAAUCAUCAAUGCGAAAUGUGAGCGAGGAAAUUGAAAAGGAGAGAUCAGAAGCUUCUACUCCGGCAUCGAAAAGUCGCAGUACCAUCACAGCCAGAUCAAAUAGUGUUCUUUCAUCGCGAUCGAUGGCUUCAGUGGAUCAACUUUCUGUGCUCGAUGCCUUGUUACCAAAAAAGAAAAAGAAAAAAGUGACAGGUAGUAGUAUGGAAUCAUCAAUGUCUCCUGAUCCAUUCCAAGAAGAGGAUGAAGGUACUGAAGGAGAGGAAGAUCAAAUAAGUGCACCUGUAUCUCGACCAACACUUCCGUCUGUACAGAAAUAUGCCAGUGAAGAAGAGAAGCAGCAAUCCAUAAACUCCCGACACUCAUUCUCGACUCGAACUGCAAUACAUAUUCCAACUCCAAUCCAAAUGGGUGAAGCUGGUGGUGUCAAAAGGCCUAGAUCAACGUCUACUUCAUCACCAGGUCCUUCAGCAUCAAAAUCAGUCAGAACUGAAGUUUUCAAGAAGACACCAAAUGUGAAAGAAUCACAAGUUCUCGAGACCCCAAAACAGCUUUCCAUAAGCUCAUUCCUCGAACCAAAAUUUCCAUCGUCGGAGAAAGAUGUGAUCUCCAGAGUCAGUGAACGAUAUUUGCAAAGUGAUCCAUUCAAGACGCCGAUCAGUGAUAGAAGGUCUCAACAAUCUUCGCGCCACAGUACUCCAAAAAAUCGAUCAAUGAAUCAAUCAUUGAUUCAGAGUGCCAGAGAUACUCCUCAUGAAACAAUUCGAUCUUCAAAUGAAGUGAAUCCAGAAUUUUUUAACAUUUUCAACUUCCCAGAUGAUUCGAUUCUGAAAUCACAAGAUACAUAUGAUCCAAAUGUCACUCCAAGAUCAUCAUCUCGUCGUGAACUCAGACCGGAUGUGUCUCACUCUCAGAAUAGUCAAUUUGGCGAAGUAUUCUCUGAGUUGGGCACACAGUUCUCCAUAUUCAAUAGUCAACAGUCAUUUCCUGGAAAUUCGAUGGGAACCACGAAUCCUGAUUGUUCGAUAUUCGAUGAUUUCUUUGCAAAUUCUCAGGAUGGUGAAAAGAAAAUCGAUUCGACAAAAACCUCGAUGCCCAUUGUCAACUCUGAUAAUUUUAUUUUCAAAACUCCCGAACCCAGAAGCUCGGAAAAGCAAAGAAGUCUGCUCAAGAAUAAAGGACAAGCUUCAAAUAGUUCGAUUUCCCCGAGCAGUCUGAUUCUGGGACAACUUGCUUUUGGAGACGUCGAUCAAACGCCUCGUCCUCGUGGGGACAAUCCAAUUGAAUUUCAGUAUGAUGUGGUCGAUGACGACGAUCCGAUAUUUGAAGAAAAGAAUUGCAGUGCUCCUGUUUUUGAAUUUCUAAAGUCAAACGACGAUGAGGAAGAUGAUGAGUUCUUGAAGAGUUUCCUUGAAACAGAAGGAUCUCUCCAUAUCGAUACGAGCGCCGAUGAGACGAUAGAUCGUUCGAAAAGAAGUUAAUUUUAUAUAAUUAGAAUUUCGUAUUUCUUGUAAUGUUCAAUCUUGUUCAAUGUAUUUCGUUUUCGUUUUUAAAUUAUUUAUAGCGCAUUUUAAUAAAUACUAUUUU